Messenger RNA from Bombyx mandarina (wild silkworm), 1576 nucleotides. RefSeq names its product methionine synthase reductase. The record is from RefSeq and is a predicted model, not a curated record. Gene Ontology annotation, cellular component: cytosol. NCBI's taxonomy places the organism in Eukaryota, Metazoa, Arthropoda, Insecta, Lepidoptera, Bombycidae. Gene Ontology annotation, molecular function: FMN binding; flavin adenine dinucleotide binding; [methionine synthase] reductase (NADPH) activity. Gene Ontology annotation, biological process: homocysteine metabolic process.
UUUAAAGUGGUGCAAGGCAAGGUUCAAAUCAAAAAUGAAACUUAAUUUUUAGCUGAUGUGUGGUUAAAGGAUGCUUUUUAAACAUUAUGAAUAAUUAAUGGUCAUUUCAAAAACAUGGUAGUGAUUCAAUCUCUAAGAGAUACUUUGCAAGCACUACCAGAAAAAACUGUAUUUACUUUACCUACAAUAACAAAAGUGAUUUCUUUGAAACUCGAAUACAGAGUGGGAGAUGCAAACACAACAAUUUAUAAUGGACCAGACCCAAAAUUACCAUUUGCUAAUUCUGAGCUAUUUUAUGCUACAAUUUCUCAAUCAAGGAGGUUGACUGCUUGUGAUCAAGGAUGCAAAGAUGUUUAUGAAAUCACUUUUGAUGUGAAGGAUAGUAAUUUCACUUUCAAGGCUGGUGAUACAAUAGGUAUCAUUCCUAAAAACGCACAAAUCGAAGUGGACUUUAUUUUAAACCAUUUAAGUCUUACUUCACAAGCAGAUUUACCUUACACGUUGCUUUUAGGGAAUAAAGAAAGUAAAAUACCAACACAUGUACCUGUUAAAUCAACGUUGAGACAAGUGUUGACUGAUUGUUUGGAUCUUCGGUGUUUGCUUAAAAAGUUGUUCCUGUUAGCGAUAUCGAGAUAUACAAAAGAAGAUAACGAAAGACAAGUACUCGAAUAUUUAAGCAGCAAGGAAGGAUCUACAGCAUAUAAAACUCACAUAUUAAACAAACAAAUAAACAUUUUGGAUAUAUUCACAAUGUUCCCAUCCUGCAAGCCACCAAUAGAAGUAUUAUUAUCCUAUUUACCGAAGCUACUGCCUAGACCAUAUUCUAUAGUCAAUUCAUAUUUAGAAGACAGUAAUGUAAUUAAAAUUUGCUUCUCCGUAAUGAAUUUAGGAAAUAACAGAAGAGGUCUAACAACUGGUUGGUUGGAAGAUCACAUUUUGAACAAAAACAUCAAUCUGGAGCAUAGUCUAAAUGAUUUAUGUUUAACAGACCAUAAACAGAGAAGUGAGUUCAAGGUGCCUAUUUAUAUGAGGAAGAAUAUUUCCGGGUUCAGUUUGUCUGAAAAUUUAGAAACUCCAUUGAUAUUCAUUGGUCCCGGUACUGGAGUAGCUCCCUUUAUAGGAUUUUUACAAGAAAUAGAGUAUGCAAAGAAGAAGAAUUCUAAAGGAAAGUUUGGUACAGUCGACCUGUUUUUCGGAUGCAGGAAUCCCGAAUUAGAUUUUAUCUACGAGAAGGAACUAAAACGAUUUUUGUCACGGAACGUAUUGAAUAGUUUGAAUGUAUCUUUUUCGAGAGUUGAUAACAAUGAGGUCAAAUAUGUUCAGGAUGCUGUUAUGAAUGAAGGAGAAAAGAUAGCUCAGUUAAUAAAAGAUGGAGCAAAUAUAUUUGUUUGCGGAGAUGUUAGAACGAUAGCAGAACAAAUAAAAGAUGUCUUAAUUAAAUGCCUUACUAAAUAUGAUAAUUGUUUAGAGGAUCAUGAGAAAUAUAUAGUGCAGAUGGAGAAAGACAGAAGAUAUAUUGUGGAUGCUUGGUGUUAAUGAAGAAAAAAUUUCAAAGUAAAUAAACAUACAAUUUCAA